Messenger RNA from Bolinopsis microptera, 5838 nucleotides. RefSeq names its product patatin-like phospholipase domain-containing protein 7. The coding region runs from base 52 to 4059 and encodes 1335 amino acids. The transcript is spliced from 36 exons. Gene Ontology annotation, molecular function: phosphatidylcholine lysophospholipase A1 activity. Lineage: Eukaryota; Metazoa; Ctenophora; Tentaculata; Lobata; Bolinopsidae. The record is from RefSeq and is a predicted model, not a curated record. Gene Ontology annotation, cellular component: endoplasmic reticulum. Gene Ontology annotation, biological process: phosphatidylcholine metabolic process.
GAUGUAAUUCGAAUAUGUGAAACUGUUGGUACUGCUGCACUGAGUGCCAUCAUGAAUUCCUUUAGUGCUGCCUUCAAAUCUGCCCAAGAGUUACCUGAUGGAGAUGUUCAAACUAUCGCUUACGUCAUCAGUACGUGUAUCGUGGGGUUGACGGUGGCACUUUUCAUGUAUUGCUGUGUCAGUGUCAAAAAGACAGUUACAAGACGAUCUGCCAGCCAGCCAGUCGCCUCACAACAAAUGCCUGGUCCGUCCAGGAUACGGAAGAGGGACAAAGUGGCAAAUUUAACCAAGAAAAUGUUCAAGAAACUUCCAAAGCUUUCAAUAACUGAAGAUAACCACGAAAGAUUCACAACUUUUAUAAAACGCCCGGCUAAGAGUUUCCAAGAGAUACAGAAAGCCCUGGAGCGAAGUGGAACACUGACUCUGGAAUCUGCCCGGAAGUUGAUACACGGUCACCAGGACCAUCACACUAGAAUCAGCAGGAUCAACGUGGGACCUCCGAGCUCUGUUCUUGAGGCUAGUAUGGUGGAUCACGACUACAGACUUCCUCCAGAGCUCAAGAACAUCUUACAAAGUGUCAGAGUCUUCGGAAAUUUUGAGCAACCGGUCUUUUUAGAACUUUGUAAGUACGUGACUAGUUCGUACCAUCCCCGGGGUAGUCUCCUGAACGACCUGGACACAAGUUUCUACGUGAUACAAAGUGGACAGUUCAGUGUGUUCACUGAGGGCGCUAACCAGAAACAGCACGUGAUAAAGAAGUCGUACCAGGGAGAUAGUAUCUUCAGUCUGCUCACAAUACUGGAUAUGAUCUCCCUCAACAAAGUAUCUGUCAGAUCAGAGGUGUAUGCUAGAGCUGAUACGGACUGCUACCUUCUCAAGUUACCCACAAGUGUAUUCCGCACAAUCCAUAGCAAGAGUCCGGAGUCCAUGUUCAGAUUUGUCCAGGUCAUACUGUUGAGACUGUCUCGUGUUACCUAUCUGUCUCUUCACAAAUACCUCGGCCUCACUAAGGAGCUUGUUGAAAAGGACAUUGUACUACCAGAAAUGAACAUUCACUGUCUUACUUGUCAAAAGAAGCCUAGAUCUGGAAAAGCUCGAAGGAGGCAGCGUAGCAGGAGCAACACAAACAACAGUGCUACAAGUAACUUAUCAGCUGAUGGAGAGGAGCUCUUCGAGGAGGCGUCUGAAGAUCACAGACCCCGUCCUGUUUUUGACAUGGAAGGGCCAGCUGCUAAGACCGAAUCGUCGUUGGAAAUGGUUCUAGCAGAAUCAGCCCCACAUGAAAAUGUGGAUGAUAAUAACAUUAUAAAGAUUGCUGUGGAAGAUCUUGUCAAACUGCUUGGACUGAAGGACGAGACAGUACUGGAAGGGAAGGUAACACUGGUUCACAUAGCUCGCGGUAGUGUUAUCUGUAAACAGGGCGACGUGGAGAAGUUCCUGACUUUUGUGGUGUCCGGUCAUUUGGAGGUCACUCAACACGACAUUCACGAUAACGAGGAGGCGUUCCUGUACACCACAAAGUUGGGGGAGUUUAUAGGAGUAAUGUCAGUGCUGACAGGGGACCCCAGCCAAGUCACUGUCACCGCCAUCAAGAGAUCUAUCAUCCUCACUAUAUCUCGGGCUGAUAUCAUUAAGCUGAUAAGAAGUAACCCAGCUACACUAGAGAAACUGACCCACCAGUUUACAAAACGCAUUUCCCUCUUCGUCCGACAGAUGGACUAUGCCCUGGAGUGGGUUAGUCUCGAGGCUGGACAUGCUCUUUACAGACAAGGGGAGGCGUCACACAGCACGUACAUAGUGCUGAGUGGUCGACUCAGAUCAGUGCUGGAGCACGACAAUGGAAGGAAGGAACUGGUAUCUGAGUUUGGUAGAGGGGACACUAUCGGGGUAAUUGAGUUUGCUACAGGGUCGCCCCACACCCACACAGUGCUAGCUGUUCGGGACACGGAACUGGGGAAAAUACCUGAGGGCCUCCUUAACACUAUCAAACUCUGGCAUCCCAAGACAGUAUCAAGACUGAUCCAGCUGUUAGGAAACCAGGUCCUGGGCCAGGUCAAGUACAGCUCCAGAGAACAACCUCAUCUUCACAAACCCUUACAACAAGGGGGACCUGGUAGCAACAACAUUCACCACACGCCCAACACUAACCUUGCCACGGUAGCCCUACUUCCCUGCACUAGAAAUGUGCCACUUCACGCCUUCUCAGCAGCUCUCUGCUCCGCAGUAAACACUAUAGGACCCUGCACCAGACUUACCUCCUCCCUCAUCAUCAAGCAGCUUGGCAGUGACGCUCUAAACAGUGUGUACGAGUGUCAGCUGACGAACCACCUGAACUCAGUGGAGGACCAGAACAGGAUAGUCCUCUACCAGGCAGAUCCCACCAUGACCCCCUGGACACGACAGUGUAUCAGACAGGCGGAUGUUAUCCUCAUUAUAGCUGUGGCUAGUGAAAACCCGGAGGAGUAUGGUCCUAUUGAGGUGUCCCUGAACUCGAUGAGUGUGCGAGCACAGAAGGAGCUGAUCCUCCUGCACCCGGACACUGCUAAGGAGCCGACUAACACAGUGGCUUGGCUCAAUGCCAGGGGCUGGGUUAGCUCUCAUCUUCAUGUCAGGUGUUCGGAUUAUAUUCUACGGGAUAUGCCUCCUCUCCAGCCGGACGAUUUCAACCCGCACAGCGACAUGGCCCGAGUAGCCAGACGCCUAACUGGUACCUGUAUUGGUGUUGUGCUAGGUGGGGGCGGAGCUAGAGGCAUUGCUCAUAUCGGUAUCUUGCAGGCUCUAGAGGACCACGGAAUACCAAUAGAUAUGAUAGGAGGUACCUCUAUUGGCUCCAUGAUGGGGGCCCUGUACGCCAGUGAAACGGAUGUCGGAGCAAUGAGGGAGAGAGCGGCUGUUUUCUCAGCGGGCAUGUCCAAACUGUGGAACAAAAUCAUCGAUCUGACUUAUCCUUUUACUGCUAUGUUUAGAGGAAAGCAGUUUAACAAGGGGAUUGAGGAUGCGAUAGGAGAGAAGCUGAUUGAGAACCUGUGGAUACCCUACUUCUGUGUGUCUACAGAUCUGACUGCUAGUGAAGCUAGGAUACACACCGAGGGCUGCUUGUGGAGGUACGUACGAGCAAGUAUGACACUGUCCGGUUACCUGCCACCUCUGUGUGACCCAGUAGACGGUCACCUGCUGGUUGAUGGGGGCUACGUUAACAACCUCCCCGCUGAUAUCAUGUCACAGAGAAUGGGAGCUCAGACUAUUAUCACUGUGGAUGUGGGCGGUCAGUCUGAUAACGAAUUUGACAACUUCGGUGACGACCUCUCCGGGUGGUGGGUCCUCUGGAACCGCUACUUCCCCUUCGGUAAAACCCUGAAAAUACCCAACAUGGCUGAAAUACAGAGCAGGUUGGCGUACGUUAGCUGUGAGCGCCAGUUGGCCCAGAUAAAGAGUCAGGGGGGCAUGGAGAAGUGCUAUCACAUCAGGCCCCCUAUUGAUAGAUACGCUACAUUGCAGUUUGGAAGCUUUGAUGAGAUUGAAGAAACCGGGUAUAAACACGGGACUGAUAUCGUUUCUGCUUGGGUCAAAGGUGGAAUAGUGUUACAACAGAUGUUAGCGGAGACUAAACCAGGUAUUUCUGGAGUUCCUACCCAAACCCCCAAAACGUUCGUUAACUACAAUGAUGUCGACGAGGAAGAGUACAGACGGGCGCGCGCGCCAUCCCCGUACGCUUCCUUCACCGACAUCGCAGCCAUGGUGUCCCGGAUAGACCCACCCAAGGACCAUGAGGGUCACGGGAGACCGGAGUUUGCUCGCAGGCAAAUGAGCUGGCCCUCUGGAGCUUACGAAACUCAGAGUUACAGUGAUACAGAUGACUCUUCCGAGGGUAUAGUCAUUGAUUUCGAUCGACGUGCAAGCUUGAGCUCGGCCCUGACUGGAAUUGCUUUGAGCGACGAUCCUAUCCCAGUGUUCGGAGGAAAGCACACCAUGCCGGACGGUUUAGCUGGGUUCUACAGUGACGGCGACAUCCCACAGGACAGCACACUUUGCGACGACCCGAGUUUCAGGUUACACUGACGCACCUUGUACGGCAUUUUGUACGACAAAUCACAGAAGAGGACGAAGAUUUGCCUGGAGCAAUGAUGGGAGAAUCGAUCUGAGAAGAGAAACUCUCCCUCACGUGACGUCACAAUCUCCCUCACGUGACGUCACACUCUCCCUCACGUGACGUCACACUCUCCCUCCUUAACAGAUUUACAAGUUACAUAGCUUGCCUAACCUGAAGCUGGUUCGUCUUGAAAAGCAAGCUAUUAUCCUACCUUGAACUUACAAUGGGCUUUUUUGGUUUUAACAUCUUUCAUAGUAGUUAUAAAAACAUAUAAGUUAUCUGUAGCUGUUCUUAGAUAAGUAUUCAUUAAUCCAUCUCGUGAUUUCUGUUGUUGGUUUCACGUUUCAUUAUGUGUUUUCAUCUAUCUGUCAUGAACAUUCUAUGAUGCUGUCACAAAUGUAAAAUUAGCAUCAAGAUCUUAGAAUUUUGUAAAAAAAGAAGGCUCCCCGAAGAGAAUUUAUUUCGAUGUUAUUGCUAAACGUUCAUGCAUAAAUAAGUUUUUGAUGUAGUAUUUGAAAAUUUCUAACCCGUAAAUUAGAUUGAUUAGUUUAAAUCAUUAAUAAUGGAAUCAUAUUUUAAUGUUGAAAGAUCGAUGUAAAAUAGAUAAGAAUUUGCUAUUUUUGAUACGGACUAUUUGUACAGACACUUUGGUGCUGAUUAUCUGUUCAGUGUUGUUUGAGAUAAUUUGUUUGAUUAUGUGAACUAUAAUGUAUUUGUGUGGUUACUUGUCCAAGAGUUUUCUGUCUUUUAUUCAGAAAUCUUUUUCGUAGGAUUAAUUUUGCACAAAUUCUAUUUGAAACAAUGACAUAUUUCAAGACCAACUUUAAGUAAAUAAACUUAUCAAUAAAUUCCCACACUUGAUAAUGCAAUAGUAUUUUUAUCCACCUAAAAAUAAAAUUGGGAUUAAAUUCGCUGAUAAACUAAUCGCACGUGACUUUACUCACUUUUUAAUGCUUUUAUCAAAUAAAGGAGUAUUGAAAGUAUUACAAGUUACAUCAUUUAAUAUGCGACUGCAAGACUUUACGUCGCUUAAUUAAGUCAAUUAGUUACCUGCCAAAGCAAUCAAUUAACUUACAUCAUCUUAGCAGAAUGUCCCACAAUGUGCUGCAGCAAAUCUCCCGAUUCACCAACAGAACUGUAAAAUUAGGCAAAAAAGAAGGGAAAAAGAAGCUCGUUUCAGCCGGAAGUGUACUGAUGACCCACGCCAAGAAGGAGGGAUACAAAGACCAAUGGAAUUUUCACGAGCAACAUCAACGUCCAAGAACGUGGAGACAGCACUACAGGUUUAUGGAGCAUAAGAGAAUGUACAGUGAGGGUAUGAACGAUAGACUUGACUUUGUUCUGUCCGGAUACACAGCCAAAACUGGUUUUAGCUUCGAGAGAGGAAUAGAGGACAAUCCCCGGUUUUUACACUACAAGCAGUCGGGUAGUACUACUCCAGUUGAUAAACCGGAAUGGAGGGCAAAAUACAAGCACCUUCUUACACAAAAAAGUAAAAAAACUGUUUCUUCGUCAUGAGGGUUAAAUUAUAUGAAUUUUACUGGUCUCGUUUAGUUAGGAAUUACGAGAUCAUAAAGUUGAAUUAUUAAAGCUGUGUACUAACUUCUCAGAAUGUACAGCGUGCAGGUGACUCUAGAGCUUUGAAUAGAAGGUUCUAAAUGCUGAAAUAUCCUAGGAUACUGUUGGAAGUGACAUAUUAUUUAUUUGUAUAGCUAAAAGCUAUAUUUGGACGCAUUUCAUGAAUUAUU